This is a messenger RNA of Balearica regulorum gibbericeps (East African grey crowned-crane), 579 nucleotides long. It is a transcript of the gene TNFRSF13C, whose product is annotated as TNF receptor superfamily member 13C. NCBI's taxonomy places the organism in Eukaryota, Metazoa, Chordata, Aves, Gruiformes, Gruidae. Gene Ontology annotation, biological process: B cell costimulation; tumor necrosis factor-mediated signaling pathway; T cell costimulation. Gene Ontology annotation, molecular function: signaling receptor activity. Gene Ontology annotation, cellular component: external side of plasma membrane. The record is from RefSeq and is a predicted model, not a curated record.
UGCCUCUCCUCUCAGUGCUUUGACCUCCUGACCAAGUCCUGCGUCAAGGGCGCCGACUGGUUCAAGGACAACACAACAGAGCCCACCCAUGUGGCGCCCACCUCCACCCUGGCACCCACCCUCCCCUCGAUGGACCUGCCCAGCACCCUCCUGAUCUUCGGGGUCCCGGCAGUGGUGGGACUCAUCCUGGCUCUGGCUGCCCUCUGGGGCUUCCUGGCCUGCAAGGUGGGGAAGCAGAGGAGGAAGAGGAAGGCAGCAGACGAGGAGGCCAAAGCAAAUGUGGAUGCCGCCAGCCCCCUGCCCAGCCUGGGUUGCCAGGACCCUGCCGCCUUGGCCCCAGCCCCAUGCCCACAUCUCAACGGAGGCCUGAAGAUAAUGGGGCCACCCGAGAAAGCUGGAGCGAAGCGGAGGCCAUGCUGCCGGGGUGAUGCCGACGGUGACAUCAUCCUGCUCUCCACUGUAUACCCCCGGCAUGAGGAGUGCAACCACAGCUUCCCACUGCCUGCCACCGAGCUGGGGGCCACAGCUCUGGUCACCACCAAAACCACCCAGAACUGCCCCAGUGAGGAGAGAGCCUGA